UCUCUCUCUCUCUCCCUCUGUCUCUCUCUCUGUCUCUCUCUCUCUCUCUCUCUCUCUCCCUCUCUCUCUCUUUCUCUCUCUCUCUGUCAUUCUCUCUUCAGUAUUUGAUGCUCGAUCAUCCAGGAAGUACAACUGCAGGAGAAAUGGAAGACGACCGUAAGAGUCAUGAUUACCUGGCAGAGGGGCGGAGUUGCAAGGUAGAGCGGUUUAACCAGCCAAUGGGAGAAGACAGAACAAAUAAACAUCCAACUGGAGCACAGAGGGCUGGGUCAGACAUGAUUUACACCAUUGAAGACGUCCCACCCUGGUACCUGUGUAUUCUACUGGGACUGCAGCAUUACCUGACUUGUUUCAGCGGCACUGUAGCAGUGCCAUUUCUUCUGGCUGAGGCCAUGUGUAUCGGUCGAGACCAGAACACCAUCAGUCAGCUGAUUGGAACCAUUUUCACCACCGUCGGACUUACAACCCUGAUCCAGACCACCGUGGGAAUCAGACUUCCAUUGUUUCAGGCCAGUGCAUUUGCUUUUCUGAUUCCUGCACAAGCCAUCCUCAGUCUGGACCGCUGGAGGUGUCCCAGUGAAGAGGAGAUUUAUGGGAACUGGAGUCUUCCACUCAACACCUCACACAUCUGGCAGCCACGCAUCAGAGAGAUCCAGGGUGCCAUCAUCAUGUCCAGCAUUGUGGAGGUUGUGAUCGGUCUGUGUGGGUUGCCAGGUCUGCUGCUGGACUACAUCGGUCCACUCACUGUCACUCCAACUGUCUCACUGAUUGGCCUGUCGGUCUUCACCACAGCUGGAGACAGAGCUGGGUCUCACUGGGGCCUGUCAACAUUGUGUAUUUUGCUGAUCGUGCUGUUUGCUCAGUACCUAAGAGCGACAUCACUUCCUGUUCCUGUUUACAGCAGGAAGAAAGGCCUGACCUCCACCAGAGUCCAGAUCUUUAAAAUGUUUCCUAUCAUCCUGGCCAUCAUGUUUGUUUGGCUCGUUUGUUACAUUCUCACUCUGACCAACCUGUUGCCGAGCGACCCCAGUCGCUACGGACACAAGGCCCGGACCGAUGCCCGUGGGGACAUCAUGGCUUCAUCACCCUGGUUCAGAGUCCCCUAUCCUUGCCAGUGGGGGUUGCCAGUGGUAACAGUUGCCGGGACGCUGGGGAUGCUGAGUGCCACCAUGGCGGGCAUCGUGGAGUCAAUUGGUGAUUAUUAUGCCUGUGCUCGUCUGUCUGGAGCCACACCGCCUCCAGUCCAUGCCAUCAACAGGGGAAUCUUCACUGAGGGAGUGUGCUGCAUCAUCGCUGGACUUUUAGGGACAGGAAAUGGCUCUACCUCCUCUAGUCCAAAUAUAGGCGUUCUGGGCAUCACCAAGGUUGGCAGCAGGCGGGUGGUGCAGUACGGAGCAGGUAUCAUGUUCCUGUUGGGAUCAGUCGGGAAGUUUACAGCUCUGUUUGCCUCACUGCCGGAUCCAAUCCUUGGUGGAAUGUUCUGCACACUGUUUGGUAUGAUCACUGCUGUCGGCCUGUCUAACCUGCAGAUGGUGGAUUUGAACUCGUCCAGAAAUCUUUUUGUUCUCGGGUUCUCGAUGUUCUUCGGUCUGACUCUGCCGACGUACCUGGACACACACCCCAACUCCAUCAGCACAGGUCUUGCAGAACUAGAUCAGAUCCUGACGGUUCUUCUGUCCACUGAGAUGUUUGUUGGAGGUUUUCUGGCUUUUUGUCUUGACAACACGAUACCAGGCUCCAAACAGGAACGAGGUUUAGUCGAGUGGAAGUCUUCCUUCUCCUCUUCCUCUUAUGAUCUUCCUCUGGGGAUGGGUGUGGUCAGGCGGACUCGAUGGCUCAGACGGUUUCCCAUCAGCCCUUCCUUCACAGGUUUCCAGGCGUCUGACGACCCGCCGCCGCCCGAGCAGGAGGAGGAGGAGAUGGAGGAGAAGAAGGAGGAGGAGGCAGCUGCUGACAUCAACCUGCACAGUACCAAAGUGUGAGCGGGAAUCAAACCAGUUACUGUUUUAUUCUCAGACACAAUGAAUGAAAUCUGCAUCCGGAUCGCGACAUGAAAAUGUUCCAUUCACUCACAAUAAAAACUGUCGUUUUAUUAA
Dicentrarchus labrax (European seabass) is the source of this 2096-nucleotide messenger RNA. It is a transcript of the gene slc23a1, whose product is annotated as solute carrier family 23 member 1. NCBI's taxonomy places the organism in Eukaryota, Metazoa, Chordata, Actinopteri, Moronidae. Gene Ontology annotation, molecular function: transmembrane transporter activity. The record is from RefSeq and is a predicted model, not a curated record. Gene Ontology annotation, cellular component: membrane. Gene Ontology annotation, biological process: transmembrane transport. Bases 108 to 1982 code for a protein of 624 amino acids. The transcript is spliced from 14 exons.